ACGAUGAAACCCUCGUCCUCUCCUGGGUCAUGAUUCAAUUCCACGAUAUCCUAUAUAACUAUAUUUGUCAGAGGAGGGUAAGAACUUCCGUAUCUCGCUCUAGUCUUCUUGUUCGUUUCUGCCAUUCUUCUCCGUUCAAUUCCCUGGUGAGGGCGAGCGGUGAGGGUGAGAAGUCAUGGCUGAAACCUCACCUCAGCCAACCGCAUCAGAGCCGACGCAGCAGCAGCAGCAACCGUCACAAUACUGGUGUUACCACUGCGACAAGCGAGUCUCCGUCGAAACCCUAGCCGACAUAAACGACUUGACCUGCUGCGAGUGCAAGAAUGGCUUCGUGGAGUCCAUCGCCGUCUCCGCCCCUCCAUCCUUGCCUACGACACCUCCGACGGAUUUUAACAGCCUACGGCCCUCCUUCAGCCAACAAUUUCUCCAGGUCUUGCGGUUGAUUGCUCAGUCAUCUCGUGACGAGGAUGCUCCUCCUUCUCCUCCUCAGCUUCCCGAUUCUGCCUCAGAUCCACCUGCGCCGGCUGAAGGCGAUGAUUUUCUCCGGAUUGAGCUUGAUGGAUGGGACAACGACGAUGACGAUGAUGAAGAUGAAGUCGAAUUCAGUAACAUCGAUGCGGAACGAUCUGAAGAUGAGAUUGGGGAGGAAGAUGACGAUCGCGAUCGGGAGGACAAUGAAGGGGAUCGCCGUCGAAGGCGCCGGGACAUCCUUCGGCUCCGGAUCAGGGAUUUUGCCUCUCGCGCUACCAGCGGACGGAACAGGAACCGGAUCCUGGACUGGUCCGAGAUCCUGAUGGGUUUGGAGGACAACUCGAUCGAAUUGCGCAUGGAGAUGCCUGAAUUGGAUGGUUAUGUAGGGAAUCCGGAGGAUUAUGUGGAUGCUGCGGGAUACGAGGCGUUAUUGCAGAACCUGGCAGAGAGCGACGGAGGAGCGAGGAGAGGGGCACCACCUGCGGCCAGAUCUGCAGUUGCGGCGCUGGAGACGGUGGAAAUCACGCUGGAGGAGGGUGGUUUAGUGUGCGCGAUCUGUAAAGAAUCCGUGCCAGUGGGUGCGACAGCGAGGAAAUUGCCAUGUGGGCAUGGUUACCAUGGGGACUGCAUUGUGCCCUGGUUAGAUUCCAGGAAUUCUUGCCCUGUCUGUAGGUUUGAGCUUCCAACGGACGAUCCUGAGUAUGAGGAGAGAAAAAAGAGAUCAACGGCCACUGCCGCAGUUGGACCAUCAGAUUCCGGUAGCAGUGAUCAAUAAUACGGAUUCUGAUUAAUGGACACGGUAUGUUCGUGAUAACUCAUGUUCUUCUUCUUUUCUAUUAUCCCCUUCCUGUAGUUAUUGUGGUUAACUAAGAAACGCUGAUGGAAGGAGAAAUUUGGAACAGAUAUGUUUGUUUUUCUGUUUGUUUUCCCUACUCUCAUAAUUGAUUGUAAAUAUCUCCCCUUUAAACGUUAAUUUGCAUGUUUGGUGUUAUACCAUCUCAGAAA
Molecule: messenger RNA, 1476 nt
Organism: Macadamia integrifolia
Lineage: Eukaryota; Viridiplantae; Streptophyta; Magnoliopsida; Proteales; Proteaceae
Product: E3 ubiquitin-protein ligase CIP8-like
Exons: 1
Coding region: 176-1246 (356 amino acids)
Biological process (GO): protein ubiquitination
Cellular component (GO): cytoplasm
Molecular function (GO): ubiquitin protein ligase activity
Source: RefSeq, a predicted model, not a curated record